This is a messenger RNA of Zasmidium cellare ATCC 36951, 474 nucleotides long. RefSeq lists its product as uncharacterized. The transcript has a single exon. The record is from RefSeq and is a predicted model, not a curated record. Lineage: Eukaryota; Fungi; Ascomycota; Dothideomycetes; Mycosphaerellales; Mycosphaerellaceae. Bases 1 to 474 code for a protein of 157 amino acids.
AUGGCAUCCUCCUCCUUCUCCACCACCACCCGCCCCCUCACAACCCUCCCAACCCCCUCCCAAACCUCCCUCAUCAACCUCACCAACGUCCUCUCCCACGCCCUCGACAACGACCUCUCCGAACCCUCCGACCUGCAAAUCCUGCACUCAGAUGCCCAGCAGACGGAUAUCGUCGUCCGCGGCGAGCGGAUGAGUAUUCUUUUCGAGAACCCUGUUGCGCUCGAUGCCCUCACCGGUGAACGUCCGAACUCCGCACAUUUCACCCGUCCCGGCUCGUUCCAUGGGCCUCCCAACCCCCUCGGCUCUCACCCCCCGUCUCCGCCUGCUAUGCCAUCGUCGCGUGUGAGGGUUGUGGAGACGGAGGGGGAGGUUGUGAAGGUCUCCGCGGCCGAUCAGGUUGUUAUGAGUAAGGUGGAGAUUGUGAAGAGUAUUACUAGGCAUAUUCUUCGGAAGAAGGGGAAGGGGGGUUCUUAG